This is a messenger RNA of Rhizophagus irregularis DAOM 181602=DAOM 197198, 1401 nucleotides long. NCBI's taxonomy places the organism in Eukaryota, Fungi, Glomeromycota, Glomeromycetes, Glomerales, Glomeraceae. The record is from RefSeq and is a predicted model, not a curated record.
AUGAGUAGCUCUUCUAACGCUCCCACUGAAGAAAAUACAAAUAUGUCGUCAUCGGCAAACAUUACCCCACAAAUCCACUAUGAACUUUUACCUCAGAGUGCUCUAUUACCAGAAGAGAAUCUCUCACUUCCAGAUACAAUUAGACUUUUAACUGAAGAAGGAACUAAAGCUUUUAAAUUGAAGGAUUACGAAACGGCAGUGCUUAAAUACGAAGAAGCUUCUCAACUUGCCGAACUGCACUAUGGUAAUUCGGAAGAAUUUGCCGAUGCUCUUUUUAAUUACGGAAAAGCGUUAAUUGAAAAUUCAAUAUUUCAAACCUCUGUACUCGGGGACAAUUCAUUAGAAAAACGAAUUGCGUUAGAAAUUCAAGAAGAUGAGCUUCAGCAUAAUAAUUCUCAUAUUUAUUUCGAAGGAGAACCUAGUUUUGAAGAUGAAAUGGUAGAAGAGCUAACUGAAGAGAGUUUAGAGAAAGAAAUUAACAAUAAUGAUGGUGAAAGUCAUGCCGAAACAACAAAUGAAUCACAAACAGAUCAAGAUAGUGAUUUAAAUGUGGCAAAUGAUGUUUUGAUUAUUGCUCGAGAUAUCUAUUUGGAUGUUGGCACUGAGAGAUCAAAAGCGAGCCUUGGAGAAGUAUUCAUGAAAUUGGGAGAUAUUUCCCUUGAACAAGAAAACUUCGAUCAAGCAGUAGUUGACUAUAGAGAAGCAGUAAAAGUAAAAUCAGAAAGAUUAUCAGAUGAUAAUAUGGAAUUAACAGAAGCAUAUCCUUUUACCUCAAGAUUUCAUUACACCGAUAAAAGCCAAAUUGACCAAGCUAUCGAACAUGUUGAACGAGCUAUGGAAGUCUUAAACAAAUGUAAAAAGAAUUUGUUAGAAAAAUUAGCAUCAGUUCAAGAAACUUAUGGUAAAGGGAAGCAAGUGGCUAAAAGUGAUGAUAACACAGAAGACAUUGAGAAAAAAUUGAAUGAAAUUGAUCAAUUUCUUAUAGAAAUGGAAGCCAAGAUCGAAGAGUUAAAUACUGCAAAAAUCAAUCGUGACAAAGAAGUACCGACACCUAGCGAAAUAGCACUUGCUGAAUAUGUUAAAAUGUUAACCCCUUCAGCUGAAUCUGGUAGUACUACAAACGCCGGAUCUUCAUCAAUAACAUCUAAUGUACCCAUAAAUGAUAUAACAUCUUUAAUCAAAAGAAAAGUUGUUGAAGAUAUAAAGAGCAUCGAUGAAAAUUUAACAAAUACUACUACAAAUGAAAAUAGUGUAACAAACACAAUGAUGGAUGAAGGAGAAGAAAAGAAGCGUAAGGUAGAAAAUUUAAUUGAUGAGACAACUAGUGAAGGGAGUGGGGAAGGAAGAUCUGGAGAAAAUGAUGAAUCUAGUCCAAAUAAGAAAGUAAGAUUGUCAGGAUGA